AUGUUUAAAUUAAAACAAUCACCUCACUUAUGUAUUCCUUCUUAUCUUAAUCUUCUUUAUCUCUUAAUAAUCAGCAAUUGGAUAAUCGUCUCUAAACUUCAACUCUUUUUCUCUCCUUUUUCUAAUUUUUUUUUCGGUAUCUAUCUUUUCUUCACACACUUUCUUUCAUUCUUUCCUCCUUCAACUUUAUUAUCUGACUAUCUUAUCGACUUCUGUUCAUUUGUAAUCAAAUUGAUUUUUUUUUUAGUUUUUGGAAUAAAUUUCAUUCUUUCUAUCUAUCUAUCUAUCUAUCUAUCUAUCUAUCUAUCUAUCUAUCUAUCUUUCCUACUUUAUAUCUGUUUUUUAUUUUUCUUUCUUUACCUAUAUAUUUCUUUAUAUCUAUCUAUCUAUCUAUCUAUCUAUCUAUCUAUCUCAUUCUUUCUUUAUAUAUCUCUAUCUUUUUUCUUUCUUUCUUUCUUUAUAUCUAUCUAUCUAUCCCUUUCUUUCUUUCUUUCUUUCUGUUUUUUUAUUUUUCUUUCUUUAUACCUAUAUAUUUCUUUAUAUCUAUCUCAUCUGUUCAUAUCUAUCUAUCUAUCUAUCUAUCUAUCUAUCUAUCUUUCUUUCUUUCUUUCUAUCUGUCUCUUUCUUUUAUUUUUCUUUCUUUAUACCUAUAUAUUUCUUGAUAUCUAUCUCAUCUGUUCAUAUCUAUCUAUCUAUCUAUCUAUCUAUCUAUCUUUCUUUCUUUCUUUCUUUCUAUCUGUCUCUUUCUUUUAUUUUUCUUUCUUUAUACCUAUAUAUUUCUUUAUAUCUAUCUCAUCUGUUCAUAUCUAUCUAUCUAUCUAUCUAUCUAUCUUUCUUUCUUUCUAUCUGUCUCUUUCUUUUAUUUUUCUUUCUUUAUACCUAUAUAUUUCUUUAUAUCUAUCUCAUCUGUUCAUAUCUAUCUAUCUAUCUAUCUAUCUAUCUAUCUAUCUAUCUUUCUUUCUAUCUGUCUCUUUCUUUUAUUUUUCUUUCUUUAUACCUAUAUAUUUCUUUAUAUCUAUCUCAUCUGUUCAUAUCUAUCUAUCUAUCUAUCUAUCUAUCUUUCUUUCUUUCUUUCUUUCUUUCUAUCUGUCUAUCUAUCUUUCUUUCUUUCUUUCUUUCUAUCUGUCUCUUUCUUUUAUUUUUCUUUCUUUAUAUCUAUAUAUUUCUUUAUGUCUAUCUAUCUCAUCUAUAUCUGUCUAUCUAUCUAUCUAUCUAUCUAUCUCAUUCUUUCUUAAGUUGCUUAAAAGUUAA
This is a messenger RNA of Acanthosepion pharaonis, 1251 nucleotides long. Lineage: Eukaryota; Metazoa; Mollusca; Cephalopoda; Sepiida; Sepiidae. The record is from the annotation of a GenBank genome assembly.